Stylophora pistillata is the source of this 2844-nucleotide messenger RNA. RefSeq names its product BRO1 domain-containing protein BROX. The record is from RefSeq and is a predicted model, not a curated record. Lineage: Eukaryota; Metazoa; Cnidaria; Anthozoa; Scleractinia; Pocilloporidae.
UCCUGUAAUUCAAGUCAAACACAUGAUUAUUUACGGUUUUUAAAUCUGUUUUAUUUGGAUGUGUCUCUGUCAAGAGUAUGGCACAUCCUGCGUGUGGAACAAAGCUUACGGAUCGCAUUAAUUUUGGAAUGGCACUUGAAGGAGUACCGGAUAAUUUGGCACCUUUCGUUCAUGACUCCACAAGAAAACGCCAAGGAUUAGAAGAAGCUUUAAAACAAACUGAUGGAUCGAGUGAAACAAUUGUAAACACUCUUAGGGAAUACGUUUCAAUGAACACCACCUUAAAAAGCAUAUUACAGAAGGUCAAGAGUUUCUCCAGACUCAGAUUUAAAUGGUCUAACAUUAUGGAUGAUGAUGAAAAAACCGUAUCCGGUAAUGUAGAUGAAGAUAUGGCAUCCGUGAUGUUAGCAGCUGGAAUAUGGCACUUAGAGCAUGCUCAUCUUGUCAAUGAGAGCAUUAUAAAUGAAGAGGGGGCUGAAGAGAAAAUGAAACAAAGCCUGAAUUCCCUAAAGAUGGCAGCAAGUAUCUUUGAGACUGCAAAAUCUUGGGCAAGUCUAAUCCAAGGAAGCAAAGAUCUUACUGUUCCAAUACUGAGUGCAUUAUAUCUUCAGUCACUUGCUGAGGGACAGAGUGUCACCAUCAGAAGAGCUGUCAGUAAAAACCACAAGGCCUCCCUCAUCAGUGAACUCUGUCAUGAUGUAUCACAGAAGUAUAUUGCUGCAGCUGGAGAAAUUGAUGCUUCACAUCAUGAAGGACAAAAAUGGUCAACAUACUUAAGGUUUCAAGGUGAGACAUACAUGGCAUUAGCAAGGUGCUAUCAAGGUGUUCACCUGUUGGAGACUGAAGAAAAGUGUGGUGACUCUAUUGUGGUGUUAGGUGAGGGAUUCAAGCACCUAAGCCAAGCAACUCAUCUAUCUAAAGAAUAUGAUAAAAUUAAACCAAAAACCAAACUUCACUUGGCUGAAUCAGCACAAUUUGAAAAGGUUAAAAAGGUGUUAAAUGAAAAGAAAGCAAAGAGUGACAGAGAAAAUAACUUGAUAUAUCACCAAAAAUUGCCGGAGGAAUGCCCACCUCCCUUGGAUCCUAAAUGUGUGGUCCACGUGGCUGCUCUUGAACUACCAUCUGGAGAGGAUCUCACUCUGUUUUAUCGCUCAGAACCGUCACGGAGGCUUCAGACAUAACUCAACCCGAAGGAGAAGUGGAAGCGGGCGCGCCGGAUGCAGGUACAAGCUGACAACAUCGAUUAGCGUCGUGAUACUGAUCGUGUUUUUUCUCAGAUUUAUCUCCUUAGGAAGAAAUCUUAUGUUUUCUCUCAAAUCGCUGAUUACGACUUUCUCCAUUGUAAAAGUUUUUUAUGGAUGGUUGAGCGUUUUUUUUUUUAUUUAAGUUAGAGUGAUUAAUUAAUUAAGAUUAAGAGCCGCAGUUUAGAAUCCAUAAGGACGCAAUCCCUCUUCCCAUCCCGAAACGAACGAAAGAAGGACUAUAGGGUUUUUUUUGUUUUGUUUUUUUUUGUCCGGUUUUCUUUAAAAGACGGAAAAGGAAAAACUGACCCUGGGAACGAAGCUACUAAAAACGAGUUCAAUCCACGUCGCUUCUACACUAGUAUGUGAGCCUUCGAUUUUCCUGUUCAGGGGUGUUUAACGAAUGGAGCACGCUCGGAUUUAGUUCAACUCAUGCAGAGAAUUGUUAGUGAUUUUCCUUCAGAGUCAAUUUUCAUCUCAAAACCUUGUGAGGAAAAAUAUUGCGUCAGAGAAAACUGAACUGAGGUUAUUACGUCUUGCGAUCUUUCAAUCUUUGUAAUUAGAAAUCGAGUUCCAUAGCAGCCUUCUCAGUUAAUUUUUUCUGAACAGUUUGUUGUUAUCCGCGGUUUUAAUUAUUUUUGAAAAAUAGUUUUCAAAUAGAAAGACGGUCUUCAAACCUGUCUAAACUUGAAAAAAACUGUGAAAAAGGGUAAUUGGUUCGUUAAAUCCAGUUGGGAAAUAAGAGGGUAAACUCGAGAGCUCUUGAUCUGUCGAUUUUUAAUUUUUUUUUUUUCAUAGUAUAAUGUAAAUAAUACUUCAAUGUCGUUGCGCUUGGUCGGGAAACACAGCUUAAAAAGAAAGAUCCUGAAAUAUAUGAAUUCAAAAAACUGUUAACUGUUUUGAUGAUUUGAGGCACUUCUAGUUUACCAGUUUUGAAGUACUGAAGAACCAAACUGCAACCUUUUUCAAAAUACAUUAGCGUCCGUUAUGUUCUAUAUUACUUUAGUCUGACCGACUGCUAAACCUGGCUUUGCGAGCUUGGUUAAUCAUCCUAACGAACUAUGUAAAAAAGAGGCCUAUGCCCCAUACCUUUUCGUAUAAACUUCUCUUUGGGGUGUGAGCCCAUCUUUUAAUGAACCGGUAGUUAAAUCCUAAUCCUAACCGUUCGGAAGAAGAUCCGUCAACAGCGAUUUUUUCGAAUACCUUUUUGAUUCGUAAGUCGUCAAUAGUAUUGAGGAUUUAGUUAAAUAUAAUGGUAACAGAAAAUUGCUUUUCAAGUAAAGUACAAGUUUUUUUAGCCGAUAGAAGACUCCUAGCACUUAAGGUUAUUAUAAAAGCAGUAAAGUCUUAUUUUACUAGAAACAAGAGGAUAUGUAAAUACGUGAAGAAAUGGUCAGCUAUUAGCAUACGAAUCAACAGGUGGAAAGUCAUAUAUAAGAAUAGUUAUUUUAAUUUUUCCCUCUGUUUGCUUUUAAAAAGGACUGAACAAAUGACAAGUAAUUUCCUUUUAUCCAGGAUGCAUGUCCAUUUUGUUCAAUUUUCACUCUGUAAUGUUGAAAUAUCAGGUUGCUUUUCAAUAAACAUGUUUUAACGUUAGUGCUAA